Stylonychia lemnae is the source of this 1158-nucleotide messenger RNA. The record is from the annotation of a GenBank genome assembly. Lineage: Eukaryota; Ciliophora; Spirotrichea; Sporadotrichida; Oxytrichidae.
AUGAAUACCAUCUAAGCAAACGAAACACAGAAAGAUAAGUUAUUAUAAGAAUGUAGACGCUAAUGUGAAAAGGUCCUAAUUGAAUAUUAACAAGAAAUCGACACAAAAUUUAAGAUCUCGUACGAAGUUUCUAUCAAUCUAAUUCCAAAAAUACCAUCAGCAGAGAAAGUGCAUGAUCUCAGUCAAGAGUCAUUGAAAGUUGCAAAAGUAUUCAAUGAAAAUGAUCUUAUUAAUACUCAACUUCAGCAAAUAAGCAGCAAAUAGCAUCUUAUAUGCGGUUUAAAAUUGAAAAACGAUUUUGAGAAAGUUCUACGAAAUAAGCAAAAGAUAUAGAGAAUCUCACACAACUCAUAAAAUGACUAAACUAAUGCAUAAUCAGAGAGUCUUGAACAUUCAUCAAUGUUGGAAUAAAUAUAAUAUCUUGCUAUGAUUGAUGGAACAAAGAUAAGAUUAGACAAAAAUAAUGCAAGUACUUAGCUUACUUCAGAGAGUUCUCAGAUCUUCCCAAUACACCAUCCAAAUUUCUAGUUUAAAUCGGAGCAAAAUAUAGACCUUAAUAGUUAAGCAUCAAUUGAAAAAAUAGAAUCAUGUUCAAAUCAAGAGCAUUUAUUGGAAAAAAGAAAUAAUGAUAUAAAAAAAGAAUCCUUUUUUAUGCCAAAUAAAUCUACUUCUACCAACGAGAUUGAAAAUAAGCUUAUAAAUCAAAUUCAAAAAAAUAGUUUGAAAAGAAAGUUAAAGAUUAAUAAAAGUAGGAAAACUCUGAAAAAGAGACUCAGAUCUAAUAUCAUGAAAUCAGAUGAGUAACUUAUAAUACUUCAAUCUGAAUUGAGCAAAAAUCAAUAAUGGACGUCUGAAACUCUAAACAAUAUUAGCUAAAGACUUGGGCUUAAAAGAGUUCAGGUGUAUAAAUGGUACUGGGAUAGAAAGGAGGAGCUCCUAAAACUUUAAAUGGAAAAACUUCAACAUUUUGGAAAACUCUUUUAAAUCACUAGAGUCAAUAGAAAUAAAAGUAAUUCUGAUAUAGAUUAAGAGAUUUUACAAUCAAUAAAGCAGGAAGUAAGAAUAUUUAACGUUAAAAAGGUAGAUAGAUGUAUUAAUAUAAAUGCUCUUAGCUCAUUGCAGAGAUUUACAGAUUUUGCAUAGGAAAAAAUAUAUUGA